AUGGCAGAAAUCACCAUCAAUAACGAGAUCCUGGCCAGUGUUAGGGAUAAAGUUGUUGUUGUCACUGGCGGUGCCAACGGCAUCGGCGCUGCAACUGUCAUCAGCUAUUUUCACGCCGGAGCUCACAUAUUCUUCGGCGACUGGGACGAGAAAAGCGGCGUCGCAUUGGAGGUGAGCCUAGCCACCGGUUCCAACCCCAACGGCGGUUCGGCGACCUUCUUACGAUUGGAUGUGCGCGACUAUGAGAACCAGCUGAAGCUUUUCGAUACUGCAGUAGCAAAACAUGGGCGUGUUGAUCAGGCUGUCUACAGUGCUGGAAUCGCGGAACCAGCAGAUUGGCUUUCGCCAGAGAAGUUUACCUUGGAGGGCAUCAAGGAGGUCCCUAAACCUCUGGUUGAUCUCAUCGAAAUAAAUCUUAUUGGCUCUCUCUAUUUCACUCGCAUCGCAUUGGCCUACUUCCAACAAAACAGCACCCAUCAAGACGCCGUUUCCAAGUCUAUCACUUUAGUAGCUUCCGCUGCUGGAUUCAAAGAGUCAUCAGGUCUGGUCGCCUAUUCCGGUAGUAAGCACGGCAUGGUUGGCAUGGUACGUUCGCUCCGAAUUUUGACACUGCCAAAAUUCAACGUCCGCAUCAACGCCAUCUGCCCAUGGGCAACAGAUACUGCCAUGGUCGCGGGAGCUGUGCACCUUUGGCAUCAGAAUAGCCUACCAUUAAACAGCGCUGAAGACAUCGCGCGCAUCAUUCAACAAGUUGCUGCCGACCCUGCACACAAUGGAAAGGUCGUCUACUGCGCCGGCGGCAUUUUUGUCGACAUCGACGAAGGGAUCAACCGGACCGAGCCACAGUGGUUAGGGGAGAAGCUCGCCGCGGACUUGAACAGAGGGCAGGUUAUGCUUGGUGCGGGCGCGGAUUGGUCAACGCUGGGUAAUACAGAACAGGGCAUCUAG
Messenger RNA from Venustampulla echinocandica, 948 nucleotides. RefSeq lists its product as uncharacterized. The transcript has 4 exons. The record is from RefSeq and is a predicted model, not a curated record. NCBI's taxonomy places the organism in Eukaryota, Fungi, Ascomycota, Leotiomycetes, Helotiales, Pleuroascaceae. The coding region runs from base 1 to 948 and encodes 315 amino acids. Gene Ontology annotation, molecular function: oxidoreductase activity.